Pneumocystis murina B123 is the source of this 681-nucleotide messenger RNA. RefSeq lists its product as hypothetical. Lineage: Eukaryota; Fungi; Ascomycota; Pneumocystomycetes; Pneumocystales; Pneumocystaceae. Gene Ontology annotation, molecular function: protein kinase activator activity. Gene Ontology annotation, cellular component: nucleus; cytoplasm. The record is from RefSeq and is a predicted model, not a curated record. Gene Ontology annotation, biological process: signal transduction; cell division; positive regulation of protein phosphorylation. The transcript is spliced from 5 exons. Bases 1 to 681 code for a protein of 226 amino acids.
AUGAGCUUCUUUAAUAGCUUUGGAAAAAUUGGUAAAUACUCCCGUCUUAAAAAAUCAUCUAUUACGACAUAUACACAAAAUUCUCAACAAGAUCAUCGUAAAUUAUUUCUAUAUCAGCCAUUUGUAAAGACAGCAUUAGUUAAGGGAAGUUUUGCAACAAUUGUAGCGCUUCCAAAAUAUGUAGAUUUGAAUGAAUGGCUUGCAUUAAAUGUGUUUGAGUUUUUUACAUAUUUGAAUCAAUUCUAUGGUGUUUUUGCAGAGUUUUGUACGCCACAAAAUUGCCCGUCUAUGUCUGCAAGCUCAAGCGUGAAUUAUAUGUGGCUUGAUGGGAAUCGAAAACAAAUACAGUUAUCAGCACCUCAAUAUAUUGAUUGUGUAUUAGCAUGGGUAAAUAACCGAUUAAGUGAUGAAAAUGUUUUUCCAACAAAAGCUGGCCAUAGAUUCCCUUCUAACUUUUUCAUUAUCGUAAAAUCAAUAUAUAAACAGCUAUUUCGAAUUUUUGCACAUAUUUAUUAUUCUCAUUUUGACAAAAUUCUUCAUUUAUCUCUAGAAGCACAUUGGAAUAGCUUUUUUGCGCAUUUUAUAUCUUUUGGAAAAGAAUUUGAACUCUUAGAUAAACAUGAUGUUGAACCAUUGCGUGAUUUAAUAGAUUUAAUGGUUAAAACAGGGAUUAUUGCAUAA